Salvia splendens (bonfire salvia) is the source of this 1806-nucleotide messenger RNA. RefSeq lists its product as uncharacterized. The record is from RefSeq and is a predicted model, not a curated record. NCBI's taxonomy places the organism in Eukaryota, Viridiplantae, Streptophyta, Magnoliopsida, Lamiales, Lamiaceae. The transcript has 2 exons. Bases 1 to 1806 code for a protein of 601 amino acids.
AUGGAGCCCAACUCCAUUCGCACGUGGGAUGCCAUGGUUGAAAAGUUCUUAGAAAAAUACUACCCACCGAGUGAGGCGUUGAAGAGGCAGUCAGAGAUCAUUUCAUUUGAGAUGACUACCCAAGAGAGUAUCCGAGGAGCUUGGGAAAGAUUCAAGGGACUGAUGAAGAGGUGCCCCAAUCAUGGGCUGAAUCCGACGCAUCAAGUCUUAGCAUUCUAUAGGGGGUGUCUGCCUGAAGCAAAGCGCGAACUGAACUUGAGCGCAGGGGGAUCAUUGCUAAAGAAGGGAGAAGCAGAGUCCACGGAAGUGAUUGAGAGAGUGACCUCUAAUGAUGAAGGCUGGAACAACGAGAUGAGCAGAGUACACCGGGUAGCCUCUGCCGCAGAGAGCAGCUAUGUGGAUAACGUGUAUAAACAGAUAGAGCUCCUCCACAAGAAGGUAGAUCUCAUGGGGAUGGGACCGGCUAUACAGGAGCAGAAAGAGGGUGUACAGGAUGUUAACUACAUACACCAAGGUGGUAAUAGAUACUAUAACAACUCCCACCCCAAUCAAGGGGGUGGGGGUUACAAUCAUUUUGGGAACAAGGCGCAUCCUAACUUAUCGUAUGGGAACCCCAACAUUGCCCUGCAGCCACCACCGGGGUUCACGGUGUCUCGAGGAAUGAUCACUGAGCCGCAGAAGAAAAGUUCAGAGGACAUAUUGAAUGCAUUCAUGAUUCAGUCACAUAAGAACAUAGAGCACACCAAUCAAAGGCUAGAGAAAGUUAAGAAUAAUAUGCAUGGCAUGGCAGGACAUAUGAAGAGCCUAGAGACACAGAUGAGUCAGAUUGCCCAAGCCGUGGGACAAUUACAUCAAUCGGGGCAAUUCCCAAGUACUACAGUUCCAAAUCCGAAAGACUGCAAGACAAUCUACUUAAGGAGUGGGACAAGCUACGAGAGUCCUCCUAUGCCCGAGGUGGGAGCUAAUGAAGUACCCGAAGAGAAGGAAGAAGAGGAGAUCGAGGUGGAAUCACCACUUAUGCAGUCCGAGGUUCAACCCGAGAAGAAGUUGGAUGAGAAGCUUGUUAAGUUCCUUGAGAUCUUCAAGAGAGUGCACCUCAAUAUUUCUCUUAUUGAGGCUCUCCAACAAAUGCCCGGCUACCUCAAGUUUUUGAAAGAGAUUGUGUCCAAGAAGAAGAGGUUGGUUGAUUAUGAAACCGUAAAUUUGACCGAGAAUUGUAGUGCAAUCAUCCAAGAAAAGAUGCCGGCAAAGAUGAAAGAUCCGGGGAGCUUCAACAUUUCUUGUGUGAUCGGGAAUGAUAGGCAAACUAAGGCCUUGUGUGACUUAGGGGCAAGCAUAAAUCUCAUGCCUUUAAGCUUCUUCCGAAAGUUGAAAUUUGGUGUCUUGAAGCCAACUACCUUUACCCUCCAUAUGGCGGAUAAGUCCGUCAAAUUCCCGAAUGGACUCCUUGAGAAUGUGUUGGUAAGGGUGAACGAUUUCAUCUUCCCCGCGGACUUUGUUGUUUUGGACAUGAAGGAGGAUCCAAAUGUCCCUCUCAUCCUUGGAAGACCAUUCCUAGCAACCAGGAAAGCUCUAAUUGACGUCACUAAGGGAGAAUUCUCCCUUAGGCAUGGAAACAAGACUACCAUUCUCUCUAUAUUGGAUAAGAUGAAACGCCAAGAAGAGGAAGAGGCCAAGAGAGUAGAAGAUGCCAAGAGCGUGGAAGAGGUGCCCUUGAAAGUUGAAGAUUGCAAGAUGAUACAAGUGGCACAUGUGAAUGGUAAGGAUGAUGAGGUGGGGAAACCUCUGGAGAAGAGAUGUAAAUGA